This is a messenger RNA of Monomorium pharaonis (pharaoh ant), 3265 nucleotides long. Its product is annotated as PE-PGRS family protein PE_PGRS26. The transcript has 8 exons. The record is from RefSeq and is a predicted model, not a curated record. Bases 1115 to 2119 code for a protein of 334 amino acids. Lineage: Eukaryota; Metazoa; Arthropoda; Insecta; Hymenoptera; Formicidae.
CUCUCCGCAUUUCACCCGAGCGAGACGUCCCGCGAAGUACUUUCCUUCGGUAUUCCCGAAGUGCCGCGUCACUUCCAGCUUCCAAGAAACGUUUGUACGUCACCGUUGAAAGGUACGAGCUUACUUGCCACGGAAAUCUCGAAUAAUCGCGGAUGACUUCCGGUCAAUGGGCCAAUCGAUCCAGUGACGGUGCGACGUGACGCACGGGCCUAUAGCACGCGGCGUGUGCCAUAAAUUUCCUCGCCCACCUCGUCAUCGUCGCGUUCGUGUCGCCGCCGCGGCGCGGUGACGCGUUCGUUUCGUACGACCAAUUUCCCCGUUGCCAACUUUCUUCGCGAACGGCCGAAGCGCGUGGCCGCUCCUCGCUCGCCUUCGUUCCGCCGGAUAGUCGCAGCCGCGCGAUCAAAGUCCCGAUCGAUCGGCCGCGUCGCGAGCAGCAGCGCGUCUUUCUCUCACUUCGAAACUCGUUUCGGGAGUUUUCUCCCACAACGGCCGACCUAACCCGCCUUCUUCGCGCGCAUCAUCUCGCGAUCGAUGAUCGAGAGGACGUUCGCGGCAAAGGUCGCGGUUGCGCGAGUGAUUGAUCGCCCGAAGCGAUCGCGCGUCACACCGGUGAGACACCUGCCGGCUUGCGACAGUUUCGUCGAGUGCUACCUUGCGGUUUUUUCGAAGGCCGACGAAGAGCCAAGAGAAUUGCCCGCUUUGCGAGAAGAGGAAGCGGAGCACGCCGUGGGACGAAGGUAGAAACAGAAUUGCGAGCUGUGAAGUUAUUAGCCAAGAGAGGAAGACAAAAGUGAAAGAGGAAGGUCCUAUUGGCGGGCGCUUAGGAUGAUGUCGAGCUACUGAGCGGAUUUCGCGAAUGGAGUGAAUUGGAGGGCGCCCCACCUGCGGGAGGCGAGGCUCGCGGUGCACAAUUCUCGAUUCUCGAAGGGGCACACAUGCUCGCCUUCGUUUCCCCUUCGGCUCCGUAAGACAUCGGGACCUCCUUCACCGUGGUCCUCAAACGAGCCUCGCACUUCGCCAGGUACACAACUCACGCAUUCGCUCGCUCGUACGCGCUCGCCGCGCCGGCAUUCACUAAAUUGGAACACGUGGACCAAACGAAGGAGACACAAUGCAAGUGUCGUGCGCGUUCUGUGGACUGUUUUUGGCUAUCGCCAUUGUCAAUUGCAGUCCUAUCGCCAAGAGAGAAACCAAGGAAGACGACCUCAGUCCGCUAAACGAAGUUCUCGUCGUCGAAGCAUCUGAUGAUGCGGCGGCCGAUGACGAAAGAGGGGACAGAGACAAGAGAAAGAUUGGCAUUGGGCUUGGAGUCUCGAACGGCAUCAUUAACUUUGUGUUUGACAAAGUGGACUCCUUCAUAGACUCGAAAACGAAAGCGAUCGCAGUUCUCGACGAAUCCAACAAAGCGAAAAAUGCUGUUUUCGGAAUCGACCCGAAACAUUCGGCUACGUCAGAGUUCCUUAACCACUUAGUGUCUCAGAAGAUUCAAGCUGCGACUGGUAGCAUUGGACCCAUCAUAAACAGCGCGACGACAUUCUUGUCGGGUGCCACGGCCGGCAUCUCGAAGGCUUUGGUCGGAAAACUUGCACCGCUCAGCUCACUUUCUGGCGGUCUUUCCGGGGGUGCGGGUGGCGCAGGACACACAGAUGGAGCUAACGGAGGCUCCGGGUCGGCCAUUAUCGGCAAUCUUUUGACUCAGAAAAUCGGCUCUUUGUCAAGCCUGAGCCAAAGUAGCGGCGGUUUAGGCAGUUUGAGCGGCGGUUUGAGCGGCGGUCUUAGCGGCGGCAGCAAUGGUGGCACGGGCAGUAACGGCGGCAGCAACGGCGGCGGUGCGGGCGCCGGGAUCAAUCUCGGAGCUUUCGCCAAUCUAGGAGGGAAGAGGUAUAUUAGUACUACCACGGAGGAUACGGUAAUAUUUGACAGAAAUAAGGUGUCUUUGGAUAUACCGUCAAGCGCAUUCGGCACUGGCUUCGGUUUAAUAACUAAUGUCAGCAAGGUUCUCAACAGCGUAAUUCUAAAUUCAGCGCAACGAACGCAAACAUUACUGGAAAUUUUCAAGCCUUUCUUCCGCGGCACGUUUGCCAUAAAGGGUUUACCAUCGGAUAACCCCAAGUAAAGGGUUGCGUUUUUGUUUCGUAUUCGCACUACUACGAAAUAAUUGCUCAAUGAUCGCCGUUUCUUAUUGGGAAACGUCCCGCAAGUUUUGCUCAUACGUUUUCUAGAUCGACAGAUAUUGAUCACAGCUUAUGAAGGCUGUUCAAAAGUUCCGUUGAUCAGAGAACAUCUUAGAUUUGAGAUUUAGAUAAGAUAAGAUUGUGUAACGUUUGCGGAGAUUUCUUCGCUGUCAUUAGAUAAUUAUAACUUAUAACGCCAUAUUUUUGCCUCAUGUUUUAUCCAUUAUUAUUGCACUGUGUUACUUCUGUUACUUCUUCCUUUUAAUUUUAUAAAUGACUCGAAAAUUGGCGUUAUAAGUCAAAUGUACGCUUUUAAUGAUUAAAAGCGUAUGUUAUUUUAUAAAAUAGAUGUUUAUAAAUAUGUACUUAUAAAAAUUAAAUGUGUAGAUAAAAUGUGUUUAUUUAAGAACAAUUUAGUCAAAUUUUAAUUAAUUAUGGUGUGCGAGGUAAUUAGGAAAGAGCGACAAUCAAAUUAAUUUACAUCUCGUAAAACUAGUUUUAUUUUAUUUUAAACAAAUAUUUAAAAAAAUCUUUAAACUUUAUUUUUAUUUAUUAGUUUAUAAUUUAAUAUAUAUUGCCAUAAUAAUGCAUAUAAAUGAACAAUUACGUAGUGUGUUUUAUGCAGACUUCUUAUUUUAUUAUUUAGAAAUAAUUGUGCAAUAAGAUAGAUACGUCUUAUUUAUUAAUAUUAAUUUAUCACGCAAGAAGCAGAUUGCAUAAAAAUUUUGCAUCGACAAUAUGUAUUGCAUAGUAUUAACACUUAAUGAUUUAUUAUCUGGAUAACAAGCCUUAUAUUAUACUCGUAUGAUCAAGCGGUUAGAGUGUCGCAUCUAGUGACAUCGAGAACUCGACCAUGUAACAUUUUGCCGUUCACAUAACGAGGACACCUGAAGCAGAUGUAACGCUCUUUGCGAAAUCUGUGCACUCCUCGUAUUCAAGCAAUAAGAAUAAUAUUUUUUCGAAGAAAUAAAAGAUUUAUUGAUCCUAUUUCUAAAUCCAAUAAAGGUGUUAAUCAAAGUUUUAUACUGGAGUUUUAUAACUGAAAGAUUAAUUACUCGUAAGUAUAAUAAAAUCGUAAAUAAAAGAAA